Molecule: messenger RNA, 2237 nt
Organism: Microplitis demolitor
Lineage: Eukaryota; Metazoa; Arthropoda; Insecta; Hymenoptera; Braconidae
Product: homeobox protein Nkx-2.4
Exons: 4
Coding region: 791-2212 (473 amino acids)
Biological process (GO): cell differentiation; regulation of transcription by RNA polymerase II
Cellular component (GO): nucleus
Molecular function (GO): RNA polymerase II cis-regulatory region sequence-specific DNA binding; DNA-binding transcription factor activity, RNA polymerase II-specific
Source: RefSeq, a predicted model, not a curated record
UGAGGACCUCUCCAGGAACCCAACAGUCCUCUCCAUUCAUUCAUCCAUCCAUCCAGCCAGCCAUCCAUCUAUCCAUAGAGCCGCUCCUCUCUCCGGAGAGAGAGUGUAUCCUCGGCGAAGGUGGAGGCGAAGAGUAGAGUGGCACAUCUACCAUCGUCUAUCGGCAGAGUCCAAGGACUUGAAGACCCUCUGGGUGAUUUCAGUCGGCCGCCGGCCGGCUCUGCCGGCCACUCCUCAUCCACGUGUUUUUAUUUUAUAUUCCUUGGUCAAUUUGUACAACUAAACAGUGUUUAACGUGAGCCCAAGUGUUACUGUGAACUGACUAAAAUUGUGCGGAUAUGGGACACGUGCAACUUCUUACUCCAGGGACCAGGACGUCUGAUGACAGCAAGCCGGUAUUGGCUUUAGCUACUCAAUAUUUACAUCUAGUGAGUUGUUUUUAUUGUUGUAAUAUUAAGUACUUUGGUGAAAACAGUGAAAAUUACAUUACAAUAGUGCAAAGUGCAUGGUGAUUAACUCUAAGGAUAUCUUCAUUUUGACUACAUACUAUUAUUGGUAAUAUAGUAUAUAGCUACUGACUAAAAACAGUUUAUUUUUUACAAUACGGUGUACUAUUAAAGAGUGAAUAUUUUUUAGCUUUUUUUUUCUUCAACUGAAACAAUAAUAAGUAAGUUUAAAUAAGCAGGUAUCUAUAAAGAAGAUGAGACUAGAUCAGUUGGUAAUUUAAUAAUCACAUAGAACCUUAAAAAUAAAUACCCUGAAGUAUUUGGACGGCGUUAAGUUCGCCGAGAUGAGCGGCGGCAGUGGUGGAGGUGGAAAUGCUGGCAAUCAAGGUAGCAAUAAUGCUACAAGUUAUCAUCAACAUCAGCAACAGCAAAGCCAAUUGGAACAAACCGGUCUACUGCCGGACCUCAAUGGCGUUGAUUUGGCGAUGAGUUUAUCCCCAAAACAGCAUACAUCUCACGUACAAGGUGGUGCACAUUCGACACCGUUUAGUGUAACAGAUAUUUUGUCGCCAAUUGAAGAAUCUUAUCGUAAAUUAGAGCUUGCAGCAGCAGCAGCCGCCGUCGGGGUUGGAGUUGGUGUUGUAUCACACCCUCAAGGCUCGCCUUAUACAAACGCUUGUGGCGCUAGAGUUGGUGGUAAUACAGGAAGUUCAAGCGCUAGUAGUGGAAGUCCACCGCUUCACGGUGGUUCAACACCAGGAGGUAGUACACCCGGCCCUAUUAGCGGUGCAAACGGUAGUGGUGGAGCCGGUACGGCUAUUGGAAAUGGUGGAAUGAGUGCCAUGGGUAAUCCUUAUGCUACAAUGCAAUUAACCUCACAGUAUCAAUAUUGUGCCGCUGAGUUAUCGCCUUAUCAUCAUGCUGGGCCAGGCGUUGGUGCUGGUGGUUCGGCUUCAGAUCCAAUGCGAUCUCAUGCUGUGUCGUCACAUCAUCAUCCGUGGUAUGCACCUGCACCACCCACCACCAACGAUCCACGAUUUGCCAUAUCGCGGCUAAUGGGGGCUGCGGGUGCUGGGACCAAUAUGGCAGGAUGUUCUGUUGGCCAGUCAAUGUCUGACGUUGGCAAGUCAUCAGGAAUGGGUGUAGGUGUUGGCGUUGGCGUCGGUGUUGGUAUGGGUGUCGGUGCGAUGCAAUUUCCCCUGGCACAGCGACGGAAACGACGUGUUCUCUUCACUCAAGCACAAGUUUAUGAAUUAGAAAGGCGAUUUAAACAGCAAAAGUACCUCAGUGCACCUGAACGUGAACAUUUAGCUUCACUUAUUCAUCUGACACCGACACAGGUUAAAAUUUGGUUCCAAAAUCAUCGGUAUAAAUGCAAAAGACAAGCGAAGGAGAAGGCUAUGGCUGAACAAAAUGCACAAAAUCAGAGUGCGAGUUCGCCCCGUCGGGUAGCAGUCCCAGUCCUGGUAAAAGAUGGAAAACCAUGUGGUAGUGGUGGUGGGGGUGGAAAUGAAGGCAGCCGGGGUGGACCUAGUGCAGCGUUGGCAAGUCCGGCUCCGCACAUGACAGCAGCUUCGAGUCCCCAUGGUACUCACCAUGGCGCAAGUGUAUCCCAUCAUUCAGUAGUUGGUGUUAGUCAUGUAAUGUCUUCUAGCCAAAGUCUUCAGCAUUGUUCUUAUACAAGGGCUGGCGCCCAGCAAGGCAUGCAACAGCAACAACAAGCUCAAUGUGGGGCUUACUUACCAUUGCAGGGUAGAGCCUGGUAGUGCGCGCCAUCCGCGGCGGGGGCCG